AUGGCUGCUGUUGGCUCAGAGCACAAGGAAGUGAGCGUAAGGGGCAUGCAAGCUUAUCGAGCACCAUCGCUUCUUCAGCCACAUAGGGCUCGUCAGGCCUUGCGAGAUGCAUAUGAGGGCAAGAUUGGGCCCUUGCUCGGUUUCUACUUGGCGUUCCCGACCGUGCCCACUGCCAGAAUCGCGGCCCAGCUGGGUGCUGACUUCGUCUGGGUGGAUUGGGAGCACUCUUCCUGCGGUCUUACUUUGUGUCAGGUCGUCCACGCGAUCCAAAACGUGAGCGAAGGAAGAAGCAUGGCGUUUGUUAGAGUCCCGGGUCAUGAUCACGCGAAUAUCGGCUUCGCAUUGGAUGCAGGUGCCUCGGUCGUAGUCCCGCAAGUCGACACCGUCGAGCAAGCCGAACACGUCGUCUCAGCCACCAAAUUCGGCGCAGUACGGAAAGGAAGCCGUUCUGCACCUCCCGCCCGCUGGCUAGCGGGCUCCAGCGUCACCAUUGACUCAUCGCGUUCCAUCUGGGAGAACGUCAACAACCAAGCUGCACUCAUCAUCCAAAUCGAGUCCGAAAUCGGCAUCAAGAACCUAGACGCCAUUCUCACACUGGUGGGAGACCAGAUAGAUGCUGUCUGGAUUGGCACGCUCGACCUGCGCGUCAGCAUGGGGUUGGACGGACUGUGGGGUGAAGAACCUGAGUUUCAGAGUGCGAUUCGUCUGUACGAGGAAACGUUAAGGAAGCACGACAAACCAAACUCCGGCGGCUGUUUCACGGGGAACUGGAGCUUGGGUUCCAAUAAGUCCUUUGUCGUCGUCGCUGGGGACUGGCUGGGCUUGUUGGGGCAGCGGGACAAUAUCCAAACCGCGAGAGAGAACCUGCCGGCUUCAGACAAGCGAUCGAAAAACAGGUUUGCAAAGGGAAAUGAGAACGGAACGAACUUGUAA
Messenger RNA from Coccidioides posadasii C735 delta SOWgp, 933 nucleotides. NCBI's taxonomy places the organism in Eukaryota, Fungi, Ascomycota, Eurotiomycetes, Onygenales, Onygenaceae. The record is from RefSeq and is a predicted model, not a curated record.